AGAAGGAGUCAGGAAGAAGAGGGGAGGCCCACGUGGGGCUGGGAGGCCCAGCCCACCUCCCCUCAUCUCCCACCUCACGCUACAGGAGACCGGGGGAGGGCGUGGCGGCCAUCCCACGGCCAUGGCUGCCCCCCAGCCACGUGCGGCCAUCCUCCCGGCCCCCUCGUUGAUAAGGGCGCAUCCCCGGCCCCCUACUAACCCUAGCGCCCCUUUCCCCUCCCUCGCCCCUCUCCCUCCCUGUCUCCCUCGUCGUCCGAAGCUCCAUCGCCGCCGCCUCGUAGCCGUGCUCCGGGACCUCCUCGAGCCACGUGAAGACGACCAAGAGCUCCGCCGGCCUCAUCUUCGUCGAUCCCAAGCAGAAACUCAAGCAGGGGAGUGCUGCAUCGCCGCCAUCGAGGCACCUUCUCCGCGCACGGCCGCGGCCCCUCGCCGCCGAUUGUGUCUCUGUCGAGCCGUCCCCGGCCUCCCCGAGUGCGUCACCGAGCUCCGUGACUACGAGACUGACGCCGCUGCUGGUGCCCCGAUCAACUACAUUGUUGACAUUCCCUACUUGCCAGAGCAACCAGGUGUGAUCAGGAAAAGAUGA
This is a messenger RNA of Triticum aestivum (bread wheat), 586 nucleotides long. RefSeq lists its product as uncharacterized. Bases 122 to 586 code for a protein of 154 amino acids. Lineage: Eukaryota; Viridiplantae; Streptophyta; Magnoliopsida; Poales; Poaceae. The record is from RefSeq and is a predicted model, not a curated record. The transcript has 3 exons.